AUGGGAAACUAUUAAAGCAAUUACCCAGAGAGAAUGUUGAAGCUUAAAAACUUUUAGGAUCUCAACAAUGAUAUAGAUGAAUUCAAUACAAAGCAAUUAAAUUAGAAAGCGAUGGAUGCUCUGGGAUUUUUAAUUCAGUUCGAAGAAAUAAAUUAUGGAGGAUUUAAAGGUCUUUUUAAGAAGAUUUUCUUUUAGUAGGCGCUAUCAAAAAUAGAUAUAAAUACAAAUAUGCUUCUAGAUAACAAGCCUUAUUUUUUUAAACUGAGAGUUAAUGAAAUGUACGCUCUCGCAGAGUUACUAGGAAGAUAUACAGAAGAUGCAGAUUCCAUGACAAAUUAAGAUUUAACACAAGCAUAGAUAUAAGCUUUAUCAUAAAUUAAAAUUGGCAGAAAUGCAAAUAAUAAUAAUAAUAAAUAAAAUCCUUCAUAAGCAAGUAAUUAAAAUGAAGAAGAGGAAGAAUAGAAGCAAGGCGAUAAUAUUUCCACACAGUAAAAGCAAACAAAUUAGUAGAAUUAGAUAAGCCAAGAAGAAGAAGAUAAAUAGUGUCCAUUGUGCCUUGAUAAAAGAAUUUAAAUUGUAUUGCCGUGCUUGGUAAAUUUUUUUUUGCAACAAAACAAAUCAUUUAAAUCAAACAAGCAAGAGUUAAAAAUAAUUCACUAAAUAUUCCACAAAUAUUUUCAUUAAAUCAAUGCAUUUUUUGUCGAAAAUAGAUUUAAAUAAAUUAUUUUACAAAUCAAUCAAAAAUCAUUAAAAUUAGCUUUAAACCAAUUAUAAAUUUAGUAUUAAGACAAUAUAAAAUUUCUAGAUCAAAUUAAUCAAAAAGUCAAUAAACAGUUAAAUAAAUAAAAUAUUAAUUGGAAUAAUAUUUUAUAAUUAUAUUCAUUAAAUGGAUAAUAAAAAAGUAAAUAAUAUAAAAAGUUAUAGCAAUAAUUUUAACUUAAAACACUUAAAAUAUUAAAUUUGAAAAAAAAUUUCAUGCAAGAGGAGAAACUAAAUAGCUAAAUUCAAUAGAUAAAUAAAUAGAAUAGAAUUGAUAAAAAUCAUUAAUUAAAUAAUAGGCAAAUCAUUAGUUAAUCUUAAUCAAAUAAUUUAAAUAAAUUCUAUGCAAAAAACAAAGUAAAUAUGAGCUAGUAACAAUAAUUUGUAAGAUUAAAUUAAAAAAAUAUGAAUAUAAAUUAAUCAGCAAAUAACUGA
Messenger RNA from Tetrahymena thermophila SB210, 1194 nucleotides. RefSeq lists its product as hypothetical. The record is from RefSeq and is a predicted model, not a curated record. Lineage: Eukaryota; Ciliophora; Oligohymenophorea; Hymenostomatida; Tetrahymenidae. The transcript is spliced from 3 exons.